Messenger RNA from Vitis riparia (riverbank grape), 738 nucleotides. Its product is annotated as receptor-like protein EIX2. The transcript has a single exon. The record is from RefSeq and is a predicted model, not a curated record. Gene Ontology annotation, molecular function: protein binding. Lineage: Eukaryota; Viridiplantae; Streptophyta; Magnoliopsida; Vitales; Vitaceae. The coding region runs from base 1 to 738 and encodes 245 amino acids.
AUGGCAAGAAUGGACACUGCAGUUGAUGAUAACUUCAAAGUUUUGUUUGAUUACAAUUACUUGAAGUACGAGGAUCUUUCCUUAGUGGUUAAAGGGAGGAAAUCAGAGUAUGACAGUAUUCUUGCACUGGUGAGGACAAUAGACUUUUCGAGUAACAAUUUGUCAGGAUCAAUCCCUGCUGAAAUCUCGAGUCUCUCAGGAUUGCGGUUUUUGAACUUGUCUCGAAAUCAUUUAAUUGGAAGGAUACCAGAGAAAGUUGGGAGCAUGGAAACCUUGGAAUCUUUGGAUUUGUCAAGAAACCAUCUUUCAGGUGCAAUUCCUGAAAGCAUGACAAAUUUAUCAUUCCUUGAUCAUUUGGACCUGUCUUACAACAAUUUAUCAGGAACAAUACCUUCAAGCACUCAUCUUCAUAGCUUUGAUGCACUUAGCUUCAUUGGCAAUGAUGAACUUUGUGGAGUUCCUCUUACAAAAAACUGCACAAAGAAGGAAGAUUUUCAAGGUGUGAACCACAUUGAAGAAAGCAGAGAAGACUUUGAACUGCCAUGGUUUUAUAUUGGUAUGGCUACUGGAUUCAUCCUGAGCUUUUGGGGAGUCUGUGGUGCUCUCUUAUUCAAAAGGACAUGGAGGCAUGCUUAUUUCAGGUUUCUUGAUGACACGAGAGACAAGCUCUAUGUGGCUACCGUGCUGAAGAUGAACUGGUUGCGCAAUCAUUUGAGAGGACACCAUUUUGGUAAGUGA